AUGUCCCCAGGGAUUAUCAUUUUGCAGGUUAGCGCAUUUAUCCAGCAGCUGGGAAGGGGAGGUCGGUUACGCCGGAAGGACUUCCAGGGGGAUGCGGAUUGCGAGUGGGCGACAUUUGGCAUGGACAAUCGACGGCAGGUUAUACCCCGCGCAGUUACUUGGGCAUUGCCACCCACGUCCUCAGUGAAACUGAAUACCGAUGCUAGCGUCACCGAGGGGCUGGCCACCGGGGGAGGACUGGUGCGUACUUCAGAUGGCGACCUGGUUUUUGCAUUUUACAAGGAGUUCGGGGAGUGCGAUGUGCUCACGGCAGAGGCGUUGGCGUUAUUGGAAGGUUUGCGGUUAUGUUAUGCUCGGCACAUCAUGCACUUUGUGGCUGAGGUGGAUUCGAGUGUUUUGGUGCGCAUGGUCUCCUCUUGCGGUCCUGCCCGAUGGCCUUUGGUCAAUACUCUACGUCAUAUUCAAUGGCUUUCAGGGCAAAUGGGGGUCUCAGUGGCUCACAUCUAUCGCGAAGCAAAUACGGUAGCGGAUGCCCUUGCGUGCUCGCGGCCACAACAGGAUGGCGUUUUUACAGUCAGGGCUGAGCUUCCUCGGAAGGCCCGGUCCGCUCUCCAGUUGGACAGGCUCUCAGUUCCCUCGAUUCGGCUAGGCAGGGUCCGGCAUUAG
Molecule: messenger RNA, 666 nt
Organism: Coffea eugenioides
Lineage: Eukaryota; Viridiplantae; Streptophyta; Magnoliopsida; Gentianales; Rubiaceae
Exons: 1
Coding region: 1-666 (221 amino acids)
Molecular function (GO): RNA-DNA hybrid ribonuclease activity; nucleic acid binding
Source: RefSeq, a predicted model, not a curated record